Kickxella alabastrina is the source of this 979-nucleotide messenger RNA. Its product is annotated as mitochondrial ribosomal protein S25. Gene Ontology annotation, cellular component: mitochondrial small ribosomal subunit. The transcript is spliced from 2 exons. Lineage: Eukaryota; Fungi; Kickxellomycota; Kickxellomycetes; Kickxellales; Kickxellaceae. Gene Ontology annotation, molecular function: structural constituent of ribosome. The record is from RefSeq and is a predicted model, not a curated record. The coding region runs from base 99 to 872 and encodes 257 amino acids.
UGGCUUUUGACUCUGCUCAAUUAUUUUUCUACCUUUUGAAUUGACCGCGUCUCUUUUCGUUCGCAUCGGACUUUUCAGGAGCUAAAUCACACAUCGAAAUGUUCAAAAAACCAUCAGCAGCACGGGGUGUCAGACAGACGUACGAGCAGCUGCUGAAUGCGAAUCUGCGCGAGCAUGUGCCAGCGUGGCUGCAUGCAAUGAGAAGCGUGCCGCCCUCGGACAGUCUGGUGCGCGACCCAACGCAGUUCUCCACAGGCGGAAAGCUUUCGUUCGAGACGACCGACGCAACGGUCAGCACUGACGCAAAGGCUGCCGCCGACGUGACGAAGAUCAGGCGCGCGCUGCCCGAGGGCUGCGUGUCGAUCCGCCACGGCAAGGCGCACCUGCGCACGCGCAGCACCAGGCCGCCAAAGAUCGAGUUCCCCGAGGACAGGUUGCGGCGCGUGUUCUACAAAAACCACCCGUUUGAGAAGUCAAGGCCGCGCAUUGUCAUGGAGCCGACUGGCAAGACCUGCCACGACUGGAGCCAGCUUUCGCACGGCUCGAGCCAGGUUACUGGAGAAAAUGUCGUUCGGUACCAGCACUUCCUGAUGCAGAGCGAGAACAUGAGCGAGCAGGAGGCGUACGCGCAGGCGACCAGCGAGUUCUAUAAGAUCCGCGCGCGCGAGGAGAUCGAGGCCAAGAUUGCUCGGCAGGAGGCAAGGUCCUACGGCGCCCGCAUGCUGGAGAAGCCGUUCAGCGCCAAGCAGCUGUCUGUCGAACACCGCGAGAUCCGCCGCAGCGCAAAGGCCUUCGAGCUGCGCCAAGAGGAGCAGCGCCUGCGCAAUGUGACGUCCGAGAAGAUGUUUGCCGCUGCCGGCGAGACAGCAUAGCGGACCCAGCGCGCGCAGCUGUAACGAACUGACUGAAAUUAUUCGCAUAUCGCAUGCGUUUUAUUGUUUGCAUGUUUGUCUGUCUGUCUGUCUGUCUGUCUGUCUGU